AUGCACCUCGACCAGCUCCGUCCCAGUUCGCAUAAGCAAGCGCAUCCCGGUCUUCACUGGGCACCGGUGAAUCGCGAGAGAGAGAGAGAGAGAGAGAGAGAGAGAGCAGGAGAGAAACUUGGGAAGGGCUCACCCUGCGCUGCCCUAGCCUACUUACUUACUCCUACUCAUGUCGCCCCUCUUUCCUACCUACUACCCAUCCAGACAAGCAAGUACCUACUGUACCGCCACCUAAUCUCGACCAAGGACCGAACGGCCACUCUUCCCCGUCCAGCUGUUGACUCUUUCUCCACCCUUCCAGUCCAACUUUUGUCCCAAGCCUCCAAGGGCACCACCGUUGGGUCCAGCCUGUCAGCUGUCAGGCACGGCAAAUUGCAGUCGCUACCUGAUCUUAGUCCAUUGCCACGACGGGCCUGCUCGGGAGAUCUAAAGCAACACAGGAACCCUUUUCUUCCGGAGCACGUUGAUCUGCCGACCUAUGGCCAACUCAUUGGUGAUGCUGUGAUUUAUGAAUGCCCAACUGCAGCCCUCGGGAGCGAGACGACACCACCCGUUCCUCGUACCAUACCCAUUGUUACCGUCGUACUCUUACCGUGCCAGAGCUUGGGUCGCUUUGGGCACACACCCACCCUUCCAAGAGCACACAGUACACGGUACGAACCUCUUCGACGCAGUUCCAGAACAGGUUCAUGCUCCCCUUCCCAUGACUGCACUCGGCGCUUUUAUCGCAUGCACGAUGACGUCUCGGGUCGGGUUGGGCGUGCCCCUCUUUGGAGGAAUUUCAUGCAUAUCUUGGCAGCCUUCCAGAAUCUCUGUCUGCCAGAACAUCUCGAAGAUUCCCAGCAUCAGGCCAGCGCCGGGGCUGCUGCGUUCUAG
Molecule: messenger RNA, 876 nt
Organism: Plenodomus lingam JN3
Lineage: Eukaryota; Fungi; Ascomycota; Dothideomycetes; Pleosporales; Leptosphaeriaceae
Source: RefSeq, a predicted model, not a curated record